Molecule: messenger RNA, 3738 nt
Organism: Silurus meridionalis
Lineage: Eukaryota; Metazoa; Chordata; Actinopteri; Siluriformes; Siluridae
Gene: elapor1
Product: endosome-lysosome associated apoptosis and autophagy regulator 1
Exons: 22
Coding region: 265-3225 (986 amino acids)
Biological process (GO): positive regulation of vacuole organization; autophagosome assembly
Cellular component (GO): trans-Golgi network; extracellular exosome; lysosome
Source: RefSeq, a predicted model, not a curated record
UUGUUCAUAUCUGCAGUUAAAUUCGGUGUCUGUGUGGUUUUUGGGGAUUAGUCUAGGAAGUGAAGUGGAGUGAAGUGAGCACAGGGUCCAGCAGCAGCAGGGAGUCACAUCUUGGAGUCCCGGAGCGCAAAUAAAGAGCGCGCGGCAGCCGCACCGCAGUCAAACUAACAGCUGUCACGGUGACAGACUGACAGGACGCCUCACUCACAAGCUUAUCGGAUUCACACACAAGCCAUUUCUGCUUAUUUAUGUGCAUAUUUUGCAAUGAUGUUACUGAGUCAUUUACAAUUGACACUUAUUUCCCGGUGCAGUUUGUCCGCUUCGGCAGUAUUUCUAACACUCCUCUUAUUAGACGCGCUGGAAGCGAGGGAGCUGCCCAGCUGCAAGGAGUCAGAUUACCACUUUGAGUACACAGACUGUGAUGUUCUGGGGUCCAGAUGGAGAGUGGCAAUACCCAACAAGCCUGACACAUGCACAGGCUUUCCUGACCCGGUUAAAGGAACGCACUGCACAUUUUCCUGUAAGGAAGGUGAAUACCUGGACAUGAAGACACAGGAGUGUCAGAAGUGUGCAGCAGGGACCUACUCCCUUGGUACAGGAGUGGCCUUUGAUGAGUGGGACACCUUACCUGCUGGCUUUAUCAGCCAUGGCAUCAAUAUGGAUAUAGGAAACCUCUACACUAACUGCAAAAAUUCUACUUGGACUCCUAAAGGGGACCACAUAUCCUCUAACACAGACGAGUGCAGCUCCACACUGUCAUAUGCUGUAAAUCUCAAACAACCUGGCUCAGUUACUUUCCAGUACAUAUAUCCUGAUAAUAGCAUCUUCUUUGAAUUCUAUGUUCAGAAUGACCAGUGCCAGUCUACUGAUUCUCAGAGUAGAUGGAUGAAGGUUUCUGAGAAUGACUGGGAGUAUCACUUUGUCAAAUUGAAUAAGGGGAACAAUGUUCUAUACUGGAGAACAACUGGGUUCUCUCUAUCUGGCAGGGCUGUUAAACCAGUUCUGCUGAAGGACAUCAUUAUCUCAGGGGUUGCGUACACAUCCGAAUGUUUCCACUGUAAGCCUGGCACAUACAGUGCUAAACCUGGGGCUGCCCACUGCACCCCCUGUCCAGUUAACACCUACUCCAAUAAGGGUGCUUUAGCAUGCCAGCAGUGUGACGAAGAUAAAUAUUCAGGGAUUGGGUCAGGAACAUGUCAGAAGAGGACACCCUGCAAAUCUACUGAUUACUUUUACACUCACACUCCUUGUGAUUCCAAAGGACAGACACAGUUGAUGUAUAAAUGGAUUGAACCAAAGAUCUGCAUAGAGAAUGUAGAGGGAGCGGUGAAACUUCCAGCCUCAGGGGAGUUGCAGACCUGUCCUCCAUGUAAUCCUGGAUUCUUCACUGACAAUUCUUCUGUUUGCCAACCUUGUCCACAAGGCUCCUAUUCCAAUGGAACAGCAUGUUCGAAGUGUCCUGUUGGAACCGAGCCAGUGGUGGGGUUUGAGUAUAAGUGGUGGAACCGGAUGCCCAGCAACAUGAACAGUUCAGUCUACAGACGAGAGUUUAGUGGCACUCAGAGGAGCACAGGAUGGGAAGUAGCUGGUGAGUACAUUUACACCACACCUGGAGAUUUGGAUUCAGACUUCAUGCUGCUAACACUCACUGUCCCUGGUUAUAGAUUGCCCAACUCCAUGCAUAAAGAUAGUGAGAGUGCAGAACUUUCUAGAAUCACAUUUGUCUUUGAGACCAAGUGCACAGCUGACUGUGCCCUUCACUUCAUGACUGGUUUGAAUGAAUGGAACAGUCGUGUGGUGGAGACCUGGAAAGGCACCACUGGGAAACAGUCUUAUUCUUACCUUAUUAAGAGCAAUCUGACUGUGGGCUUUACCUGGAGCUUUCAACGCUCAGAGGCUAACCAUGUGGAGAGGCAGUACAGCUCAGACUUUGCUAAGAUCUACUCUAUUCACAUUACUAAUGUGAUUGGUGGAGUGGCCUCUCAGUGUCGACAAUGUGCACUACACUCCUCUGAGAAAGACUGCGUCCCCUGUCCUCCGGGACACUACAUGUUAAAAGGCACUGGAGUAUGCAAGAGUUGUCCACCAAACACCAUUAUAAGGCCUGAGCAGCCUCUGGGAGUCGAAGCCUGCAUCCCAUGUGGACCAAAUACCAAAAGCAAUGAUGCCCGUUCAGCCUGCGUGAGUGACUGUACUUUGGCUAUGCAGUAUAAAAAAGAAACUCUGCACUAUGAUUUCUCUCCACUGGCCAAUAUCACUCACUUUCAGAGCAGCCCUCGCUUCACCAGCAAAGGCCUUCGUUAUGUGCAUCAUUUUAGUGUGGGUCUGUGUGGCACAAAGGGCCGUGUUUUGGCUUCCUGUGUGGAUAAUGUAACCGAGAGCAGGAAGGAGGUAAAUGGUUAUAUCUGCCAGUCAAUCAUAGUGCCUACUGAAGUCAGAGGUCAGAGUGUGGUGUCUUCACAACCCUUUAUUAUUGGAAGCACAUUGAUUGGGAUAACCACUGACUCCACACUUGAUCACAUUACAUCAUCUGAGAGUACCUUUCCUUCAAGAUCUGAUCUGCCUGAUAUAAUAUUUUACUAUCGGGCACAUGAAACUACACAGGCAUGUAAAAAUGGCAGAACAACCUCCAUCAGACUCAGAUGUGAUCCCACAGUGACGACAAUAAAUCAGAUUUCCUUACCAAGUAACUGUACAGAGGGAACAUGUGAUGGCUGUUCCUUCCACUUCCUGUGGCGUUCUCAGCAUGCCUGUUCUCUUUGUUCUGAGAGAAACUAUAAAGAGAUAGUGAGUGCCUGUAUCAGUGGAAUUCAGAGGACUACCUAUGUGUGGCAGCAGCCUCUGAAAUGUACAGGUGGAGUUUCUCUGCCAGCUCCGCAGGUUAGUGCUUGUGUCACUUUGGACUUCUGGCUCAAAUUCGGUGUUUCUGUUGGAUCUGUGGCAGCUUUACUGCUCAUCACCAUCAGCUGUUACUUCUGGAAACGAACACGCAAGCUGGAGUAUAAGUACUCAAAGCUGAUGAAUGCAGAAUCGAAAGAUUGUGAUCUUCCUGCUGCCGACAGUUGUGCCAUUAUGGAGGGAGAGGAUGCAGAGGAUGACCUUAUCUACCUCACCAAAAAAUCAUUUUUCUCCAAAAUUAAAGCUUUCCCCAGAGAGAGAUCAUCAGAUGGCUUUGACUCUGUCCCCUUGAAGUCAUCCUCGGGCAUGGAGAUGGAGAUGACCUAGACCUUUAAGCCAACAAUGGACAAUGGGAAUUGAUCUAUGAAUACUUAUCCUCAUGAUGUACCUGUAGUAAAUAUAAAACCGUGCCACCAAGGGAAAUUGGAGAGAUCCAUAUUUCAUAGGAACAGUUCCAACACUAUUUGGAUUUUUGCUAUUCAAGAUAUUUUUUAGAUUGAGCACAAGCAAUUUUGUUUGACCAUCUUUCAAUUCAGAAGCUAUUUGAGUUUUAGAUAUUCCUGAACCUAGAUAGCCUUUGGCGAAAGCUAUUCGUCCGGUAAUGCAGUUUACAUCAUGUCACAUCUGUUAGUUUGUGUACAGUUAAGAUUAGCAGCUAUGAAGACUUCCCUGAGAAAUGUUUACUUUUGUUCAAUUUUCAUCAUUGUUUGUACAGCAAAGGAUGGCCUUCUAUGACUUCAGUGUACCUUCUAAUAUCUACUUCUUUUAAUGUAAUGACAAUACAUUUGUAUUGAUUUUUUUUUAUACAGAAUGUGAGUUAUAUAAAAAGUAUUGCUUUUA